AUGAAGCCAUAUGCUCUCCUUCGUUAUGUUGCUUUUUCAGCUUGGGCUAUUUCUCCAGGCAAUUGCGCCAAAUGCCGCAAGCUUCCCACAGAUUCGGACUGGCCAAGUUCUGAUAUUUGGCAGGCAGCACUGCCAGGUGUGAUUCCGAUCACAGACAACUCUACAACUGGUUCUCUCCCGAACUACCGAUUCCGUGCUCACUCUAUCGAAGAUGUUCAGGCUGCGGUUCGGUUUGCCGCGGAACAGAACGUCCGCAUUACCGUGGUCACCACGGGACACGACCAGCUUGGUCGCAACGACGCUGGAUCUGGUCUUCUACUCGACCUAUCUUAUCUGAGAGGCAUUCAUGUCCAUGAAUCAUUUACUGCGACUGAGACUGGUACAGCCAGGCUCAACCACGAGGAGGAACCCAACGUCAUCACUCCCGUUGAGGGGGUUCAAGCUGCUGUUACGUUUGGACCGGCGGCAGCUGGACUUUUCCUGAACUACGCACUUGAUUCAUCUGGCUUAUUCACCGUGAGUGGGGCUGCAGCCACUGUGGCCGUCGGCGGAGGUUGGGGCCAGAAUGGCGGUUAUGGGCCGCUCACAUCUCAGUAUGGGCUUGGAGUCGAUCAGUGGCUUGAAGCCAAAGUGGUAACACCCGACGGGCAGCUUCGUAUCGCAAACGCCAAAACAAAUACGGAUCUCUUCUGGGCCAUCCGUGGUGGCGGCGGCGGUACGUUUGGUGUCGUUGUGGAAGCCACCUGGAAAGUGUAUCCCACAGUUCCUCUGACCGGUUUCAACUGGUGGAUCAAUUCAACACUCACAGGACCAGAGUCGACCGACUAUGAAACUGGACGGACACCGGUCAGCGAGGCUAUGGCGUACCUCUUAUCCGAGUUGCCUGGUAUCCAAGAGAAGGGAAUUACUGCGUAUAUUUAUGUUUCAGCUACCAGUGUUCGUGGCUACGCUAUUCAUCCAGCAGACCGUGCGGGUGUGGCAAAUGCAAACGCCGUAUGGGGUCCGAUUCUGUCGAAAAUUCAGGAAUUCCCUGGUAUGACGCCUUUCCAGACGCGGCCUUAUGACUUUGUCGACUACAAGGACUUCUUCGACACAACUUACGGCCCGCUUCCGAAUCCCGGAGAUGAGCCCGCCGCGCCUUACAGCCGUGGCAUCGUCACCUUUGACAGUCGACUACUUGCCGCCGAGCACUUCCGCAGUCCCAACAUCGCCUUUGCGUUGCGUGAAACGAGAGGGAGCUAUGGUAUUCUGGUUUGCUCGCCAGGUGGCAGAGUCGGGGACGGAGCCGACACCUCCAACAACCCGGGUUGGCGGAAGGCCGUCGCGCUUGUGGUUGGCUACAAGACGAACACAACCAGUGUAGACGGUCUAAGACGUCUUGCGCCCGAUAUGGGUACAUACAUUAACGAGGCGAGCACUGAACAGGAGAACUGGACUUCUGCGUUCUGGGGCGCAAACUACCCGCGUCUUUCUGAGAUCAAAUCCCAGAUCGACCCGAACAUGACGUUCUGGAUUAGUCCUGGAAUCAAUGCCGAUCACAUGGCGGCGGUCGAUGGACGUGCUUGUCUCGUCGAACCUACACCCGAGACGCCUUCUCUGAUCCCUCCACCAACUGAGAAACAUGUUAUCGCAGACUUGGGGAAAGACGGCCACUUUCUUUUCGGUGAUAAAGAGCUUAUAGGCACCACUUACCCGGCUCCUGGAACAUGGGAAGGCUUACAGUCCGCUGCUUCGUCUUGA
This is a messenger RNA of Colletotrichum karsti, 1740 nucleotides long. RefSeq lists its product as uncharacterized. NCBI's taxonomy places the organism in Eukaryota, Fungi, Ascomycota, Sordariomycetes, Glomerellales, Glomerellaceae. Gene Ontology annotation, molecular function: FAD binding; oxidoreductase activity. The record is from RefSeq and is a predicted model, not a curated record. The coding region runs from base 1 to 1740 and encodes 579 amino acids. The transcript has 3 exons.